Messenger RNA from Contarinia nasturtii (swede midge), 1730 nucleotides. Its product is annotated as serine/arginine repetitive matrix protein 5-like. The record is from RefSeq and is a predicted model, not a curated record. The coding region runs from base 333 to 1586 and encodes 417 amino acids. The transcript is spliced from 6 exons. Lineage: Eukaryota; Metazoa; Arthropoda; Insecta; Diptera; Cecidomyiidae.
CUCAUUCAAGUAAUUUCUCUGCAUUCGGCACGUUGAUCAUAAUUCUUCCGAAGUUUUUCUGGUAAAAAAAUUGCCAACAAAGUUUAAUUAGCACAAAAGACGACCAUUUGAAGAAGAAAACUAUUUGAAAUAAAUAAGAAGUGAAAAGGGUUUCUGAAUAAAUCAAUUUGAGAAAGAAAGAGAGAAAAAAUAAUAAUAAGAAGAAGAAGAGUCAGUAUUGCAGUGCGUCAUUGGACAUAGUACAAAAGUUGUAAAAGUUGUUUUGAAUGAACAAUUGUUUUAAGUCGAACUAAAGUGAAUAAAACAAAAGUCAGAAGAAAAAGUGAUUGAAAAUGUCAUCGAUUGGCAAAGUUCACUUGAAUGGAUCGACCGUUUUGUCUUUGAAUGAUCGUUUCACAAUAAUGCAGAAACAGGGUGGCGGCGGAGGUGGUCCAUCUCGACCAAUGCCACCUCGACCAAGAGCAAGAAGUCGCUCCCGAUCACGUUCACGUUAUGUACCACAAAUGGCCGAUGUACCAAUAUCACCACGAGUUUCGAUACGCAACCGAAGUUUACUUCAACAAUUGGAUCAAAAGCACAAGCUACGUGUGGCACUCAAAUUGAAACGAAAGAGCAUGAAAAUAAGACCACAAAAUGCGAUCGGUGUACGAGGACGUCGACAAUUGAUUCGGCCAUCAGCUCUACUUAUGAAUACAACACGAAAUGCACGCAGACGCUUGCCACGCUCGAACAGUAUGGCAAAACAGAUUGCAACCAUCAAAGCGGAUCUCAUAAAGAAUGUGAAGCGUGUACGUCGUUUGACACGGUCCAAUUCAACAUUGAAUCUGAGUGAACAGCUUGGCGUCCGUGGCCGACCAAGAUUGCGUCGAAAUAACCCAAUUGGCGAACGGGCUGCAUCAAGACCAAGAGGUCGAUCGGCCAGCCGAAAUCGUGCAAAUUUAAUACGUACGAAUUCAAAGCAAAAUUUACGUGGACGUUCAGCAUCGCGUCAACGUCAACAACAAGGAGCACCAAUUCGUUUAAAACGCUCCAAUAGUCGCUUGAAUCUUCGCGGUCAGGGCCAAGCUCAACAAGGAUUGACCAAUCAACGACGUCAGCAACGUUCACGCAGUCAAUCACGGUCAAAUGUACGCCGUAAUACAAUAUCAGUAAAUGCACGGCUUGGCGUACGACGUCAAAAUGCUGUUGGACCGAAACAAGUACAACGACAACAACGACAACAACGCCAACCAAAUAGACAAGGAAUCAGGAAGGUUCAACGCGGACGAAUCGUAAAACGACCAAUUACAAAUGCACGCAAUGGAAAUGGUGCACAGCAACGACAACAGCAACCACAACAACAACGCGGUCGAUUGCGAUCAAGAGUACGAAAUGGCGGCCAACCCGGCAAUCGUAAGGGAGGCAAUCAACAGCGGCAACGUGGCCAAAGUCGUCAACGGGGAAAUCAAAUUCGUGGUCGACCUCAAAAGAAAAUCGGAAAACGUGAACCACCAAAAAGCAAAGAGCAAUUGGACGCUGAACUCGAUCAAUAUAUGGUGAACACAAAAUCAAGCCUCGAUCAGGAGAUGAGCAUUUAUAAAAAAUAAUAAAUAUCAUCGGAAUAUCAUCGGAUCUGGAUGGAUCGGAUCUUUUAUUUAAGAAUUAGAUACUUUUGAUAAAAUGUAUUAACAUAGGCUAACCCAAUCUGAGAAAAAAAUAAACAAACAUACGCAAAUACAUAUUGUUAUUCA